AUGCCCAUCCGCACUUACAUCUUUAAAGUUGAUCUCCUUGAGUCUCGAGACCCACAAAUCUCGAGGACCUUUUCUAUACCCGCGUCAUGGACGUUUCAAAAGCUUCACGCCGCGAUCCAGCACGUCUUCCUCUGGCAGAACGAGCAUCUCCACGUGUUUACGUUUCAAAUUCCAAUUGGAGGGGGCAUAAACAAAGUUGGGCCUAACGAUAUUGUCCUGGAUGAGAAAACCGUCAAGCUCAAGGACAUAUGGGACGACAGUGGGAGGUAUCGCGGGGAUGUCACCAACAACGGAACCCUAGGGGGCUGCUUCUAUGAAUAUGACUUUGGUGAUGCUUGGGAACACGAAAUUACUUUGUUGGCCGUUGGCACGUCCUAUGUCAAGGAAGUCUCAGUUCUCGAGGUAUCUGGUUGCGCACCCCUCGAGAACAGUCACGGAGUCCUGGGAUGGGAGGGCCUCAAAAGAGCCUUCGCAGAUCCACACCCAGAUGACUUGUCUCUUGAAGCGAGGAGGUUGUCAUGGCUUGUUUCGCCUCUCGGUGGUGCAUUCCACCCCGCUGUAGCACCGACUAUAGAGCAGCUCAAUGCACCCGGGCUAUUCGAUAAGCGCUUUAGGCAGAUUCGCAAGGGCAUUCUAUGA
This is a messenger RNA of Suillus subaureus, 639 nucleotides long. Its product is annotated as MM3350-like domain-containing protein. The transcript is spliced from 3 exons. NCBI's taxonomy places the organism in Eukaryota, Fungi, Basidiomycota, Agaricomycetes, Boletales, Suillaceae. The record is from RefSeq and is a predicted model, not a curated record. The coding region runs from base 1 to 639 and encodes 212 amino acids.